This is a messenger RNA of Andrographis paniculata, 1234 nucleotides long. RefSeq names its product NAC domain-containing protein 92-like. NCBI's taxonomy places the organism in Eukaryota, Viridiplantae, Streptophyta, Magnoliopsida, Lamiales, Acanthaceae. The transcript is spliced from 3 exons. Gene Ontology annotation, biological process: regulation of DNA-templated transcription. Gene Ontology annotation, molecular function: DNA binding. The record is from RefSeq and is a predicted model, not a curated record. The coding region runs from base 120 to 998 and encodes 292 amino acids.
CCUUAAUUUUUCCACCGAUCCUCGUAUCCUACCUAGCUUCCCAAAUUUCUUCCUCCCUAUCUCUUCUUCUCCUCCCUUUUUAAAUACACACGACUAUGAUUUAAUUACAGCAAUCUUUCAUGAUUCCACCCACCCCCAUAACCCCCCAAAAUCCCCUCCCUUUCAUGGACAAUCUCCCCUCCGAUAAUUCCAUUACAGCAACCAACGACGAUCCGACCGAUCUGCCGCCAGGUUUCCGAUUCCACCCGACCGACGAGGAGCUCAUAACUCACUACUUGUCCCAAAAAGUCCUCGACACCUCCUUCACCACCAAAGUCAUCGGCGACGUCGAUUUGAACAAGGUCGAGCCCUGGGAACUGCCCUGGAAGGCGAGUAUGGGAGAGAAGGAGUGGUACUUCUUCUGCUUGAAGGACCGGAAGUAUCCGACCGGGUCCAGGACGAACCGGGCGACGGCGGCCGGUUAUUGGAAAGCCACCGGAAAAGAUAAGGAGAUUUUUCAGGACAAAGUUCUUGUCGGAAUGAAAAAGACUCUUGUUUUUUACAAAGGGAGAGCUCCUAAAGGGGCCAAGACUAAUUGGGUAAUGCAUGAGUAUCGAUUCGAAGGAAAUUAUUCGAUUCGAUAUUCGAUUCAAAAUCCCGCCAAGGAAUGGGUGAUAUGCAGAGUGUUCAAGAAGAGUUCAGGAGGUAAGAAAGUCCAUAUAUCGUGUCUGAAACAGAGCAGCCGUCAGCCGCCGCCACCGUCGAUGCACGGCAAUGAUCGCGCGACGGCGUGCUUCUCGAAUUCGAUCGAUGAUCGUGUCGUCCAUGGGUUUGGUCCUUAUUGUUCGAAUAUGCAGCCGGCGGAUCGGCAAUCAACGAUGCUCCGGAUGCUUCUCGACGUCGGCGGAGGCGACAACGACGAUCGGAGAGAGGAUGACGUGGCGAAUUAUGGGAUUUUUGAGGAUUUUGGAGCAGGGCAGGUAGAUUACCAGAUGGAUUGUUUGUGGAAUUAUUAUUGAGUUCGAUAUAUAUAUAUAGUGUAUAAUUUUAGGUUAUGACAAUUGAGAUUUGUGUAAUUUGUAUGCAUGAUUGAGGUUGGGGUAACUUGUAUGUAUAUAUAUAUAUAUAUAUAUAGGUGGGUUUGUUUUUAAAGUUCGUAACUUUGUAAGGAAAUGAAAGGUUAGAUUAUAGUUGUAUUUCCAUAAUAAAUUUUUUUGGAUGUUUUGUUAUUAUUCAUUUACAUUUUUUUUCUAAA